CUAGAGAAACCGUAGGCUCGAUGAAUUAUUAAAUCCGGAAAUGAAAAUGUUAUUUUGUACAAUCAUCCUCUUUACGUCGGCGAACAUUCAUUUUUCUUGACUUUAGCUGCAUCAGCGUUGUAUGUUGUGCUACUUUCUGCACCAGCUCCACCACUGUAAAAUACUCUACAACUUUCACCAUCUAUCUUUUUACAUUUUCCUUGCCCAAGAAAGAACUGAGAAAUUGAAAAUGCAGUUUCCUUUCCGCUUCCUGUACUCGGCACUUGCCGUGCGAGUGAGCAGUAGUGUGGGUGUGAAAGCCGCGUCAUCUUCGCAAUACCAUCAAUCAUCUAAUUCUCCAAGCGGCGACGUCGCACUUGACCAGCCAAAAACUAAUUUUCCCGAGAAACGAGACAAAUUCCAUCCAACACAAACAGCCACGCAACACCCGUGGCCGCAUCAAUACGCGCCGCGGCCGAAGGUUCUAGGGCGGUCGGCUAGCAAUUUGAGCAGCAGCAGCGGGUCAACAUCCUCUUCGAGGGCGGGUAUGCAAGAAAAAAACUGUGUAAGUGUAACUCUGUGAUGCAGAAAAUGGAAAACUAUUACACUUGUCAUGCUGGAUCUGCGUCAUUGGCUAUUUUCACACGUGUUUUCACAUACUAGCUGCGCAUGACAGGUUUGCCCUGCAAUGCAAAGCGAAUUUGUGAUGCUGUUCUUCCUACAAAGUUACACUUACACUGUUUUUUUCCUGGAUAGCGGGCCGCUCGACUGUAAUGCCAUGUCUUGUUCAACAAAGGAGCGCAGCACUUGCACAGCUGGGUACUAGGAACAAUGACACUCGUUUAUGCAGCACCAGCUCCACCGCUGAUCCCAGAGUGAUCGGCGCGCCGUCUAGUUCUACCAGAACUUCUACCGAAGAAGCAGUAGAACAAGAAGAAAACCAAGAACGUUGUCGAUCAGCAACACAGACACCACCUCUCGCCUCCGCUGCAGCUACGGGUCGUGUUUGCGAAGUAGAUGUUGAAUGCUGUAUAGUGCAACCUGUAGCCGGCUGCAGUACUACGGCAAGCACCGCCUAUUCCGGGCAACAUCAUUUGACGUUUUUGCAAGACGAACAGGUCGCAUCCCCGAUCCUGAAAGCCUGGAUGGCCGGUGCCGUGGCGCAGAGGGAGACGAGGCCACGUGGUUUCUUAUCUGGUCAAGGUUCAACAAAAACAAGCUUUGGUGGGUCUUCAUCUAGUACAACCCCGAAACCACCUGCUCGGCAGCCGCAAGAAAUGUUGCGGGAAGCUGCUGCACAGCAAGAACCGCCUGCAUCCACUUUCGAUGCCAUUCCGACCUUGACGUUUUCGAAAUUGACCAAUCGGUUGCAGUCGGAACGUAUCCAAUGCAAAUAUGUCUGGGUGGUGUGGAAACUUGUAAUGCUGGGCUGUGACAAGUGAGUGGUUUGCAAGUGAGUGGUUUGGAAUGCACGGCCAUGCAUGAGAAAUAUUUGCGCGGCCACGGGUCGCGUUUUACGCAGGACAAACUGCGCUUUUGCAUGACAAGCAAAUGGGUCUCUAUUUGGACACGCAUCACAAACUCCUCAGUCAUAGCAGACAAGCAUAACAAACCUUGCACUCUUCCAGACAUCCAGUGAUAUUUGCAAUCCAUAGGUGGCAGUACGUUACCAACCCGGUUUGGGGAGCAAAUCGAGAAAAACUGGCCACCAAAUGAGGUGAAGGUACUGGCUGAGGGUGGAACACCAGCUACGAAGCUUCUAACCUCCUCCAGCGGCAACAAUACAGUGUGGCUGCCACUACGGGUGGAGCUCGUGUACUCAUCUUCCACAAGUAGCACGCCGUUCUUGCGUAGUGAUACAGUGGCGAAAAACAAGCCAGAGACCGCCUCCACUCCUGCAAGAGCUCUCACCCCAGCGGCGCGCCGGCUGCAGAGUGCGGGAUUUUUGCAGACUACAGCGCAGUCUGCAGCUCCGGCUGGUGGUGGUGCGGCGUUAAAGAUAGCGCGGUCGCCGGGAUCUUUCGAUGUUGGAAGCGUCCCGCUGUCCGGACGGAGAGAAGGAGGAGAAGCGACCCAGGCCGCGGCAGGUCGUGCUACAACUAGUACUACCCAGUCCAAGUUUCUCUUUUUCGGGGUGGGGAUUCAGCGCGUGAGCAAAAGCGAAAGGGACGAGUGGAAGCUGCUUCUGGAACCCAUUGCCGCAGCCCCGGAGAGUCCUCGACGCACGGGCCCGCCUGUGGAUGAAAAUACAGAGAAGAGCAAUAAAUUCGCUGCACUUACCGAGGACGCUGCGGUCUGGUUCCACGAGAAGGAGGAGAUGCUUUUUGACGGUUCCUUCUUCAGUACUUCCUCCGAGAGGUUGGCGGAAUUCGCGGCGUUUUUGCUUGAGCAGAAACUCAGCCGAAAAGGAGAAGAUGUUGAACUCCACGCUACAACUACCUCUGCGGAGGACGUUGAGGAGGACACCAGCACGAGAACCUCCGCGCUGGAAGAUGAGACUGACGACGAAGAGGAGGGAGAAGAAGUUGAAGAGGCUGAAGGCACGACGAUGAAUAUUAAACACAGUAGUUCAUCAGCAGCCACUGCAUCAUCUGGUACUAUGGCACAGAGAUUCUUCCGCGCCUUUCUACCUUCUACUUGGCGUCGGAGGUCCGACGGCGCUGUAAAAACGGACGGCACCACUGGAACAGCAGCAGACGCGCUGACAGAAAAAUCAGAGGACGCGGAGACCGAAAGUGGGCAGGAGGAGGAGGCUCUUUCUGUGGACACGUCGUCGACGGCAAAGAGCAUCACGGCCCGAAUUUUGCAUAUGGUGGAAAGUGCCAUGCAGGAGAAAACGGGGGAUCAAGAUCAUGAGGAAGAACAGAAAGACAGCCACCAUUUAUUUUUUCCCUUGGAUAACUACACACCAACUACUUCAGGUGGGCUACUCAUGCAAGGUACAACUACCGAGCAGGAUCACCAUCGUGAAGAGGGUAGUUUCCUGCAACAACAGUUCGUGAAGGAUUCCAUCCUUCAUUUUGUGCGACACCGGAACGCGUUUCGCACGGCUGAAAGCUAUGCGGCGAAGAGGAGAGCGGACCUGGACAAGGCUAGGUUGAAGUUUGUCAAAAGCCUGCUUAAUAACAGCGGUGAGGACGCCGAGAGUGAUGCGGAGAGCAGUAAAAUGGAGGGAGAAGUACAGGGUGGAGGUGAUGAAGAAGCAGGAGUACUAUUUGAUGCAGAAUUAGAGCCCACGGAGGAGGAUCAUGCAGACCAGCACUCCGCGGACCUACUACUUCCUCCGUGCGCAAUGAUCCCUUCGUGCGAUGAUUCCUUCGAGGACGAAAAACCGGAAGUGGAACAGGUGGUGCGAAAAAUGUUCCUCGAUGCCUUCUCGGAUACACCCCACGAGGACGCAAGUGGUAGUGCUUUUGAAGAGCAACUUGUGAAGGUUUCACCAGAACCACAGACACGAUUGCUCCGUGAAUUUGUUAGCCGUGAGACAAAGCUCCGAAAGGCUCUCGAAGGCCUGCGGUUUCUCACUUCGGAAGUGGUGGAAAAAAGAGCCAAUAAGACAACUUCUGCGCCGCAGCUCUAUAGGUUGCAGCCGCGAGAGGCGGAGAACUGCCUGACGAGUUCAUCAUAUGUGCUAAAUCGCUCUUGCGCGAUAACUUCCACCACCGUGGAAGAUGUUGUUUCGGUCUGCGACAGUAGUACAGCUUCCCAGUCUCUCUCGAGCGCUGGGAGUAGUACAACAGGCAGCAGAAGUGGUCGAAUGUCGUACCAACUUCGUUCGCGGGGCAGUAGUAGAGUGGGAGGUGCAAGUACAGCCCUUUGCUUCUCCAUGGAUGUCGAACCAGAGUCCAACCGAGGAGAAGGAGAACACGGCGCGCAAGAUAUUCUGAGUAAAAACGUCCCCACACGAGAGUCAAGAUGGGAAAUCUGCUAGACAAAUCCACCAGCUUUGGUGGUUUCGCAUGACAAAUUUGGCCCCGUGGUGUAAUCCUGUUUAGCUAGCUCCAGCAGCAUCACAGAUCUAGCAUAUCGUGCUGAUUAGAGCAUCGCAAAUUCUACAACGCGACUAGAAAAUGCUUCGCAUGGGGCUCCGCGUGAGAAACUUUUUUGGCAUGCAGAUUUGCAUGACAAUUUUGGGGUGGGGACGUUUUUCCUCAUGAUACGAGAGACGGGAAAAAACACGCGAGGACUUCAGCCUGCACCCGCGGGGGCGUACAAAUCUUCUGGUUCGUCCAUGGACGACGUACAAAUGCUAUCCGCCCGACGACGUUGUCCCAGUAAAAAAACCGUUCUCGCGCCGUUGGUGCUGGCUGCAGCUGCGGCGGACCACUGUCUGCUCCACGGCGCGGUGGUGGAUCGAGUGUCUAGCGGCGUGCAGAGUGGUGUUCAGCAUUUAAUAUUGCAGCCGAUGACGAUGAUGUUCCCAACUACAUCCUGUCCGACAGGCUCCUGUUACUUAUCCGGAAGUGAGAAUACGCCUGCGACACCGUGGAUAGAGGGGGAAUUAUGCUCGGGCGGGACGACAAGCUGCUUAUCUACUUUCCCGGACGCAGGGAGCGAGCUUGUGCUGCCAGAGGGAAUAGAUAAGGAAAAGCCAAGUGGAAGAGGCGUUGGUGAGGGUCGUGGAGCAGCAGGCUCAACCACGAACGCGCCGGAGGCUGCACGAGAAGGAGACCAGAAGGUUGAUGAUGCAGUUGUAGAUAUGGACGUGGACGAAGGGGAAGGCCAUGCCCUGGAACCACGGCAGGAAGUAUCAGCCUAUGAUGAAGAUGUUGAUCCAGAUCCUUCGCAGGAAAUAACGGAAGAUCCGCAAGCUGCACGGCCGUUUUACCGCCAAGCGCCCAUCUGGACCUCUUGCACCGCUUGCGUCGGGGCCAUGACCGCUUUGCCGUUAUGCACUGCAAAAAUGUCUGGGUCUGGAAGGUUGGAACUUGUCAUGCUAAAUCUGAAUCAUGCAAAAAUCUGUGUUGCAUGAUUCCCAAAUGCUGUCCAAUUUUGAUCAAGUUCAGAGGCAGUUUCUCAUGCAGGGUAGGCAUGAUAGUGAUCUCACGGAACCUGUCAUGCUAGGUCCUCCAUUACAGAUCAUAUGGGUCAUGGAAAACCUGCAUGACUAGACUAGCAAAGUUCCAGACCCAGUCAUAUUUGCAUUUGAUAGCCCUGGAUCGCAAGCAAGGUGGUUUCCCAGGGCGGUGUGUGAAUGAUUAAGAUUUAGACUCUCGUCUACGCGGCCGCGGACAGCUUAUGUACGAUUUCGAUUUUUUACGGUGUUUGUCUAUAAUUGUGCUCUGUAAGAUCUGAUUUUUUUUUGUUCACAAAUGUGCAUGACUUUAGUUCUUGUGCUCCUUAUUUGUCAUCGUGUUUGUACGAUUUAUUACUCCGUAUAGAAUGAAGAUCAUGAAAUAAAGGUCCUUUCAGGCAGUAGAAUUUUACUGCCCGGCGGCUGAGUUUUUUUUUUUUUUGGCUACGCAUUUUUCCAAUUAUGUUUCCGAAUACGCAUGCUUCUAAUACAAGGCAUUAGUAGGAGCUCGUUUCUGAAAAAUAAUAAUUUCAUCAGCACGUUGUGUAGCUCACGUGCUUCGUUAUAGUGGGUCUCAUCUGUACAACCUCUUGCAUUCUAUCGUUCUAGCCAUUUUUUCCACCCUACCAAUAGAAUUUCUUGCAGUUUCACCUAGCUUCCAACGAUAUUUGGAUUUUGGUUUCAUCAGUCAAGGGACAAAUACUAGCGUAUCACAGAGAAUAUACAAUCAUGAGAGCAAACUUACUACCUAGAAACUGAUAUUACAACUAAAAACCGAUAGAAAAAACCAGUUGCGCUUGCUACCUGUUUGUCGUUUUCCUUUUACCUUUUCACAAAAAGAGCCGGUUUUUUCGCGCACGGCAGGAAUUGCAGGGUGCUAAAAGAUGACCG
Messenger RNA from Amoebophrya sp. A120, 5884 nucleotides. The record is from the annotation of a GenBank genome assembly. Lineage: Eukaryota; Dinophyceae; Syndiniales; Amoebophryaceae.